AUGUCAGUUGCUAUGGAAAACGCGGAAUCGAAAAAUCCGGGUUACGGUGCGUUACACAAAUACGCGAAGACGCACACCUGCCCUCUAUUUGGGUACCUCACGAAGUGGUUCUUGGAGAUUUCUUCUUAUUCCGAUGUCUACCAGCGCGUGAGGCGGAUUAGACCACGGAUUUGGAAUCCAAGAAUUUUGCCUUCGCAAAUAAUGCCAUCUCCCACGGGAGCGCCGUUCAACUUUGCUGAAAUGCCCUGGUCGUAUGGUGUAAAGCCUGGACAAGUGAUGGAGUUUAACGCUGUUAUUCGACCCAGUCCGAUUUCUGUUCCGCAUGGCCCUCCAUCGCCGUCCCUGAGUGGCAGUCCGCCAUCAUAUGGGCUUUCCGUGCCACAAAAUCUCAUGCCGGAUUUCAGAAAAAGGAAGCCAGAUCCCGAUAUAAUACCAGUGCCAUCCAAACAAUUUCUGACAGAUGAAGUGAUGUCGUCGCAUUUGAAUAAUCUGCAUUUGUCCGCAGAGUACACAGCACACAACAUAAAGACAAAUACGGGUUUAUCAAGCCCUGCAGCACCGGAAGGGCUAGACGAGGAUACUUUAUUCGGUGACCCGGGUAGUCCGUCGAAUGCUACAACCCCCGAACCGUACCACGUAUGUAUGUCCCCACAGGAGCUUGAGGAACGAUUAAAAAAGGCGCAACGGAUCGCUAUUUGUGAGGAAGUUCGAAAGCUGGAUAGUCGGGCCGAAAUUCUACCACAGUCGUUACUAAAUCGUAUAGAAAAGCCAUGUACUGCAUUGAUGAUCUGGCAACCACCACAAGAACGCAUUCAGACACUUUUCUCGAAAGUGUCAGAGAAAAUGGAAGAAAGAGAUCGAGCUGAAAGGAAAUCUGUUAACAACAACAACGAAACAGUGUCCAUAAUGACAAUGGAUGAAGAACCAUUACCCGAUCUGCCAGAUUACGAUGAAGAUUUGGACUUCGAAGUGGACAGUGCGAUAGACGACAACCAGAAGCCAAUUGCUCCUGAUCCAGGGACGAUGGAUAUUGAAAUGUAGUUCUAAGUUUAUGUCGUGUCGAAUCUUUUUAUGACUCUUGGUUUAAUGAAUUGGUAAUAUACCUGCAAUUACGCAGAUGCGGUAAAAAUAUCUUCGUAAAACCGAUAUACAAUUGCUCGUGUUCGUGUAACAAAAAUUAUAAUAAGGAAUACAUCGUACGCAUAUGCUUUCCGUUGGUACUCGAUUAAUUUGUCUUACUCUGUAUUUUUGAGAAAAUUAGUUAGGUUUCUUAAAUAUGCAAUUUGCU
This is a messenger RNA of Anopheles coustani, 1288 nucleotides long. RefSeq lists its product as uncharacterized. The transcript is spliced from 4 exons. Lineage: Eukaryota; Metazoa; Arthropoda; Insecta; Diptera; Culicidae. The coding region runs from base 1 to 1041 and encodes 346 amino acids. The record is from RefSeq and is a predicted model, not a curated record.